This is a messenger RNA of Xenopus tropicalis (tropical clawed frog), 2478 nucleotides long. RefSeq names its product transmembrane protein 37 (gene tmem37). The transcript has 2 exons. Bases 102 to 644 code for a protein of 180 amino acids. Gene Ontology annotation, molecular function: voltage-gated monoatomic ion channel activity; calcium channel activity. Gene Ontology annotation, biological process: monoatomic ion transmembrane transport; calcium ion transmembrane transport. NCBI's taxonomy places the organism in Eukaryota, Metazoa, Chordata, Amphibia, Anura, Pipidae. The record is from RefSeq and is a predicted model, not a curated record. Gene Ontology annotation, cellular component: membrane.
CAGAGUCGCUGAUUCAGCAGAUCCGGACUCCCGGCCCAGUAACGUGACUGAUACAGUGGAACUGCCCUUCUGCCCCUGGGGGCGGGACUGUGGGAGCAGCGAUGGCAGCAAUAGGGGUGCAGGUGCAGAAGCCCCGCCUCCCUCAUGGCACCAUGUUCUUCGAGAUGUUCCUACGGGUUCUGAUCACAGUCGGUUCUGCCCUGGCCGUUAUCCUCUCCUCCAUUUCUGUGUGUGACGGCCGGUGGGUCUCCGCCCCCGAGGAGCCGACAUUCGGGGUUUGGGACACCUGCAAUCAAGGCUCCGCCCAGUGCGGCGAGGAUCUGAUGUGGCUGAGCCAACGAAUGGCGCUGGUCCGUACCACCGUGUCCGUGGGGGUGGUGGUGGCCAUAUUCGGCCUGGAGUUGCUGAUGGUCUCACAGCUGUGUGAGGAUGGCCACGCCCACAGGAAGUGGAACAUGGGGUCCGUCCUGCUGCUCGUCUCCUUCCUGCUGUCCUCUACGGGCACCCUGACCUACGUCACCCUACUGAUGGGCACUGCCCGCCUGGGCACCUUCACCCUCCUCUUCUGGUGCCAGUUUGUGGGGGUAUUUCUGUUCUUCCUGAAUGGCAUCAGUGGCAUUUACUUCAGCCGGCUGGCAGCUUGAGCCCCGGGGUGGGGGCCACUGUGUUGCUCUGCCGGGGGGCACUGCUAUGGGGGCCACUAUGUAGCACUGCUAUGGGGGCCACUGUGUAGCACUGCUAUGGGGGCCACUAUAUAGCACUGCUAUGGGGGCCACUAUGUAGCACUGCUAUGGGGGCACUAUGCUGCUAUGGGCCUUGUAGCACUGCUAUGGGGGCCACUAUGUAGCACUGCUAUGGGGGCCAUUGUGUAGCACUGCUAUGGGGGCCACUAUAUAGCACUGCUAUGGGGGCCACUAUGUAGCACUGCUAUGGGGGCCACUAUGUAGCACUGCUAUGGGGGCCACUAUAUAGCACUGCUAUGGGGGCCACUGUGUAGCACUGCUAUGGGGGCCACUAUGUAGCACUGCUAUGGGGGCCACUAUGUAGCACUGCUAUGGGGGCCACUAUGUAGCACUGCUAUGGGGCCACUGUGAAGCACUGCUAUGGGGGCCACUAUGUAGCACUGCUAUGGGGGCCACUGUGUAGCACUGCUAUGGGGGCCACUGUGUAGCACUGCUAUGGGGGCCACUGUGUAGCACUGCUAUGGGGGCCACUAUGUAGCACUGCUAUGGGGGCCACUAUGUAGCACUGCUAUGGGGGCCACUAUGUAGCACUGCUAUGGGGGCCACUGUGAAGCACUGCUAUGGGGGCCACUGUGUAGCACUGCUAUGGGGGCCACUGUGAAGCACUGCUAUGGGGGCCACUGUGAAGCACUGCUAUGGGGGCCACUAUGUAGCACUGCUAUGGGGGCCACUGUGUAGCACUGCUAUGGGGGCCACUAUGUAGCACUGCUAUGGGGGCCACUGUGUAGCACUGCUAUGGGGCCACUGUGAAGCACUGCUAUGGGGGCCACUAUGUAGCACUGCUAUGGGGGCCACUGUGUAGCACUGCUAUGGGGGCCACUGAAGCACUGCUAUGGGGGCCACUAUGUAGCACUGCUAUGGGGGCCACUGAAGCACUGCUAUGGGGGCCACUGUGUAGCACUGCUAUGGGGGCCACUGUGUAGCACUGCUAUGGGGGCCACUAUGUAGCACUGCUAUGGGGGCCACUAUGUAGCUCUGCUGGGGGGCAACUACUAUGGGGGCCACUAUGUUGCUCUGCCGGGGGGCAACUGCUAUGGGGGCCACUGUGAAGCAUUGCAAUGGGGGCCACUGUGAAGCACUGCCAGGGGGCAACUGCUAUGGGGGCCACUGUGAAGCACUGCCGGGGGGCAACUGCAAUGGGGGCCACUGUGAAGCACUGCUGGGGGGCAACUGCAAUGGGGGCCACUGUGAAGCACUGCAAUGGGGGCCACUAUGUUGCUCUGCUGGGGGGCAACUGCUAUGGGGGCCACUGUGAAGCAUUGCAAUGGGGGCCACUGUGAAGCACUGCCGGGGGGCAACUGCAAUGGGGGCCACUGUGAAGCACUGCAAUGGGGGCCACUAUGUUGCUCUGCUGGGGGGCACUGCUAUGGGGGCCACUAUGUAGCUCUGCCGGGGGGCAUUGCUAUGGGGCCACUGUGUAGCAGCGUGAUGGGGGGCAACUAUGUCAGACUGCUGUGUGGGCCAGUAUGUGGCACAGUGAUGGGGGGGGCAGUAGGAAGUAAUUAGCCGCUGCUCAGCCUGCAGAAAUGUCUGAAAUGAAUAAAAUAACAAUAUUCCCCCCUUUCCUGGGGGGGUCGGGCUGACUCAAUAGGCCGUUUGGUGCUGAUUUCUGUAUAUAGUUUUAUACUUUUCUUUUUAAUCUGCUGCGGCAGGAAAUCCUGAUAUUUGUGUGAAUUUGCCCAAAGCUGCACUCGAUUGGCCAGUUCCAUGCUGAAUAAAGAUCCCUGUGAUAUUA